CCAAGGUCAGCCCGAUUUCAAAAUUUUAAAUGACAAGUAUGCCCUUGCAUUCCAGAUAAUGCGAAUCAAAACUGAGGUGCCACAAAUUCUCGGCCAUGGCGGGUGUUUCGACGGUUACCGCGUCACCGACUGCCGUGUGCCGGCGACUGCUCGUCCUGCCACAGUGUUCAUAUUCGGUAAAACCUUACUUUUCUUCUUUUUCUUCGUCGAAACUCUACUCGAGCCUGGGAUGGAUUUCCCUGCGGCGGGGUGGAGCCACCGUGCUCCCGUCUAGAAAGCUUGCGAUUCGAGCUGCCCGAACCGAGUCCAAAGGGGUUUCGCUUGGUUUUAGGGCGCCCGAUUUCGAGCUUCGGGAGCCUCUGACUGGGAAAUUGUGGAAACUGAGCGAUUUUGAAGACCACCCAGCAUUGCUGGUCAUGUUCAUUUGCAAUCAUUGUCCGUUCGUGAAGCAUUUGAAGAAAGAUAUUAAAGGGGUAGCAGUGAUUGCAAUUUCCUCAAACUCUGUAACUACUCAUCCACAGGAUGGACCUGAAUUCAUGGCUGAGGACGCUGAGUUAUUUAACUACCCUUUCCCUUAUCUCUAUGAUGAGUCCCAAGAUGUGGCGAGAAACUUUGGAGCUGUGUGCACGCUUGAAUUUUUCUUAUUUAAAAAGGAUGGCCGUAGGCCAUUUGAAUUAGUUUAUCACGGUCAGUUUGACGAUUCACGGCCGAGUAAGAACGUACGCGUUACGGGGAGGGACUUGAGCUUAGCAAUAGAUGCUGUUUUGAGUGGAAAACCUGUGCCAGCCAACCAGAAGCCCAGUGCUUCGAACCAAAAGGGUUAUAUAAAAGAGAACUAUUUGUUCAAGGUGAAGGGGCUCGACGGGCUUUUCGGGGCGUUUGCCUUCAGAGACGAGUGCCAGGUGAGAGUUUAUAGGCUCUUGGAGGAGUUGAAGAGGUGGAAUUUGGUGGAGGAUUUUGGGGACAGGGAGUUGUACCUCAGCUCCUUUUCGUCAACACGGCUCGUACUAAAGCCACGACCAACACGAUCCGAUUGCCCAAAUUUUUAA
Messenger RNA from Striga asiatica, 1049 nucleotides. NCBI's taxonomy places the organism in Eukaryota, Viridiplantae, Streptophyta, Magnoliopsida, Lamiales, Orobanchaceae. The record is from the annotation of a GenBank genome assembly.